UAAAUCGUUUGGGUAUAUGGGACAUAGAGCAUGUGAUAGGAUAUAUUGAUCGGUGUACCUUCAUGCCAUAUUUUCGGGCCCCUGCUAAUUGAUAUAUUUUUAAACGAUUUGAUGUUCUCUUACAUUGACAAUGACGUCAAUGAUACUCAUAAAAGCAUCUGGAGGAUAUGUCACUGAACUACAGCAACAAUUGAAAAAUUUGCCUGUAUUUAUUUCUAUCUUGCUUCCCCGUAAUUGACUUCAGUUACAUGCGGAGAAGUGCAAAGUUAUUUUGGAAAGCCUGGAGAAUGACCACUUUAUAUACCUGUAAAUGGUCAACAUCCAGUGGAGUGUAAGGAAGUUAACUGUUAGAGAAAAGCAUUGACAAUUGUUUAACAUCUCGUAACGACGUCUAUACCCUAUGCAUAAGAGCAAAUGCUAAGGUUUUAGCAUUGCAGAGAAGUGCUUAUUAUAUGCCACUUUUGUAGCAUCGGAAACAUAUUAUUGUCAGCUUAUUUGGUCUCUUUCGAGUAGGCUGAACUCAUAUAAAGUCUAGUGCCUUUUCAUCUGCUUAUUAAUUGAUUUUUCCCAUCCAUUUUUGAUUGAUUAUAUUAGAAUUAGCACUAAAAGAGAUAUUUUAAACGAAAUUUGGAUUGAAUCCUCCCUACAUGGGAAAAAGUUAAAAGGGCCCGUGGAAAAAUCCAAUAAGACAGAGGAACAAUGGAAAAGAUAUGCUAUUUGGAUUUGAUGGCGUUAGCAAUAGCCCGUCAGUAGACAAUAAAUUUUUUUUAGAAAUUUUAUUUACUUGUUGCCUUUGUUGUGUACAGCCUAAAACGCUAAUAACAGAAUGUGUAGGAUCAUGGUGUUUAAACAUAUUAUUUAAACACCAUUUAUUAAAUCGUCUAUUUCGAACUGGGUCCUGUGAACAGCUUUUGAAAAUUGAUUUCAUUUUAGUCCCAGGUGUUCCCUAGUUACACAUGCCGAAGAUGACGUCAGUUAUUUCGACCCGUUUCCAAGUCAAGAAUGCAAUACAAGGGCUUUUCCGAAUGUUUGAAUGCUAUUGACGUCAAUCUUUGUAAUUACGUAAUGUUUAAAUAGCCGAUAAACAAAUUAGACUGAAAAAUACUAUUCUGCUUAAAACUCUUCAAAGCACUUCAAAUUGCACGAGAAAAGACUGGAGAUAGACUUGCAAAUGGUAGUACGUGUGGAAAUGGAACUUUCGUUAUGAAAGAAAGUGUGACGCAACAUAUAGAAUGUGUUAAUUAUAUGCAUCAAGCUGGUAAAUGUUGAUAUACAUUGUUAUUUUUGCCAUCUUUUGGAACCUUAAGCUGUGAAUGGAUGUUUUAUUUAUGGCCCGAUCGGUUUAUUGGAUUUGUUCCGAGAGAUGCAUUUAAAAAAAAAAGUUUGAGAGUGACAUUACCGCAGAAGGCGUCCUAUCCAAACGGAACAAAUUGUAGUAAUCACACAGCUGGAAGAAUAGAUGUUCAAAGCGUAAACAUAGCAACAUCAGCAGUUUGGAAUUCUCGCAUGGGUGAAGAAAUGAAAAAAACUUUGGCUUAUCAAUUUAAUUAUGCGAAACAAUUUGUUGAAAUAGGUUUCAAAAAACACUGGGAUGGAAUGUUAAUCAAGCUUUUUAUAAAUUGCUUGGAUGAUACAGGGAAGAAUAUCUUAAACUACUCUGCGACAAGAUGUGUGAUUAUUAAAUAUGAAGGGAAUGUUUCUUAUCUAACCUCACUACCUGCAAUAUCACCAUCACCCAAAACAACAAAAGCAACAGAAAACAAAACAAUAAAAACAACAACAACAACAACAGAAAUUACUGCCACAAAUGCAACAAGAAAAACACGCAUUGUUAUUGUUCACAAAUGUAGUACUGAAACUGAAAAUGUAGUUAUUGUUGUAUUAUCUCUUUUGGUUGGAUUUUUACUAAUUUUAUUUUUUAUAAUCUAUAUUGGAAAAAAGAAGAAUUUAUUGAUAAUAAAAAUUAAUUGGAAAAACAAAAAUGAAUCCCCUGCACAAGGAAAUCUGUAUGAUGAGAUUUCUUUACCUAAUUCAGUCAAUAUGGAAAUGAGUAAAUCUGAUCAGACGAAUAAGCAUUACACUGAAUUAUCACUGUCACAAAAAGACUUUUCCCAAGCUAAUUACACCGGUCUUGAGAGAAACAAUAAAGGUUACGAUGAUUAUGAAACAGCUUCAAGCUAACAACUUUUUUUGAUGUAUAACACAAAUGAUGUUGGAUUGGAAGUUUAUGUCAGAAAUGAAACGCCAGCAAAGCAAUUUAAAUUUUUCUAAAAGCAAAAAAAACAUAUCGCACAUUUUCUUAUGUUAUGAUUGUAAAUUUAAGUGAUAAACAUGAAGGAAAUAUUAGAGAGGGUAUUAUGUUUUGUUGAAAGUCUAAAGGACUACCAAUUAUAUAUGACCGAAGUUUAUUUAGCAUCAUCCAAAAACAACAUAUUUUUACUAUAAACAUUUCAGUAUCAAUUACAUGAGGCUGAUAAAAGCUUCUUUCAAGUGAAACGAUUCUGACACAAAAUGCAUAUCGUAAAGAAUAAUAGAAAAAUUAGAAUAAUGAAAAGUUUGGUUAAAAUGUGUGAAAGUGUGUAAUAAGAGAAACACAGGGGAUAUAAAAUGCGUUAACCCUGAAAAUACUAAGAAGGGGGAGGAUUCUGCUUCUUGUAAAUCUUUUGUUGCAUAUUGCGCAAAACUAAGAAAUCCCUAUAUUCAGUAAAGUAACUUCCGCCAACCUAAUUCGCGGAAGGGGAAGUUUCGCUCAAUGCUCAUUUUUUCUUAAUAAUUCCGUUUUGCUAUGCUACACAUUUAUGUUACAUAUUUAUGUAUUAGACAUCUGUAAGCCAAAGUCGCAUACCUUUCAUGGCCUAAUUAUUCUUUAAAUUUUGGACAUGUGAUUAAUUUGAUUUCCUGUAUUUUUCGAACACGAAGAUCGCGAAUACUGGUUUUUGGGGCAAUUUUUACCAUUUUAUAUACGAAUUACAUAAAAACAGAAAAACAUGUUAAAUAACGUUUAUUUGGAUUCCUGAAACUUCAACAUUAAAAUUUGUUCUAGAAUUAAUAAAGUGGUAUUUUCGGUAUGUUUCAAGUUUCUAAUGACUUCACAAAAUAUGCUGCCAUUAAAAACUUUUUAUAGUUAACAUUUGGUAUGCUAAGUUUAAUUAGAUUUUGAAAACGUAGUAUAUUUCAAAGUGUUAAGUGAUCUAUGGUUUACAAGAAUGAUACAAGGUAAAUGUAUACAGGUUAUUGUGUUAUAGAUGUUCGACGCAGUUUCAUUGUAGCAUUUUAUAUUUAAGUUAUUUAUAUAAGGUAAAGAAAUUUAAGUUGGCUUAA
This is a messenger RNA of Hydractinia symbiolongicarpus, 3321 nucleotides long. RefSeq lists its product as uncharacterized. The coding region runs from base 1318 to 2181 and encodes 287 amino acids. The record is from RefSeq and is a predicted model, not a curated record. The transcript is spliced from 7 exons. NCBI's taxonomy places the organism in Eukaryota, Metazoa, Cnidaria, Hydrozoa, Anthoathecata, Hydractiniidae.